CUGGGGUUCUAAAAGGAGAGUUACAAUAUGGAACAGCAUUUGGUGGUAGUAAAGUUGAAGAUAUGAGUCCGCGUGCUGUUUUAACACGACAACCUACUGAAGGUCGAUCGAGAGAUGGUGGAUUGCGUUUAGGUGAAAUGGAACGUGAUUGUUUGGUCGGUUAUGGUGCUAGUAUGUUACUUAUGGAACGUUUAAUGAUAUCUUCGGACCAAUUUGAUGUUCAUGUCUGUGAACAGUGUGGUUUAAUUGGCAAGCAUAUGGUAACGAUGCAAAUGCCUUAUGCUGCAAAACUACUUUUUCAAGAACUUCAAA
Messenger RNA from Racocetra fulgida, 312 nucleotides. NCBI's taxonomy places the organism in Eukaryota, Fungi, Glomeromycota, Glomeromycetes, Diversisporales, Gigasporaceae. The record is from the annotation of a GenBank genome assembly.